UUCAGCCACAGGGGGAGCUGGUGGCAGCGUGGGCAAGCACGACUGUGUAGAGUGGCAGAAGAAGAGCAGGGGGUGACAGGUGAUGUAAACAGUCGGUCACGAGGUGUAAACAGCACAACGGGCUGCAGAUCACCCACCCGGACAGAUCCGGACCGGCCUGUGCAAACAAGCCAGAGUUGAAGCCGAUGAUGAGAGUGGAGCAUGAGGACCGGAGCCAGGUGUGGAGGCCGAUGUCGGGCGGAGACGGCCGAUUCCGGGACCCAAUGAGGGGAAUUGGACACGAGAUGAGAGCAGACCUCCCGGUGCUGCUCAGCGGGUCAAACAGACUGGUGUCAUUUGAUCCGAUCACCAGCGGAGUUGGAGAGAUUGGAGGACAGUGAUCGGAGAGGCGAAUGGAAGAGACCGUGGGCUGCAGCGGCGAGGUGGAGACUUCCUCCCCAGGGGAUGGAUUCCCUGCUGUGGCCCAAUCAUUAUUUCAGGCUUUGCCCCCCCCUGGCGCCCACGGAUCAUCAGGCUGUGCUGAAGCAGCCUCAGGAUCUGGAACUCCUGUGAUCCGGCCCUGGAGGUUUGGCCUGGUUGCGUUCAGGUGAUAACUGCAAGGCCGCGAUGUGUGAGGCCUGAGCCGUGGCCACAGUGGUGAAGCCACUCAGCUUUCCCUCAACUUUGACACGUUUACGUGAGGUUGUCCACGAUGACAACGUCCAGCCUAAGAUGCAGUGUCUAAUGAUGGACUCCUCCUUCUCCAUGGUAACCAUGCAAGGAGAGGACAGUGGGAUCGCAUGGGAGACGACCCCUAGUCGCUGUACCACACCGUGGGCAUCCGAAGCUGGAACCUCUACUGUGGAUCUCAGCUCUCCGGUUGCAGUACGGCAUGCACAACCUGGGUCUGUUCCAGCAGGGAAGAUAAUCUUCGUCAUGGAUGAGGAGUUGAUUUCCAGACGGAAGAAAACUAAAGAGAGGGCAAGUGCUCAGAGGAGACAACGAGAAGUCUUCGCAGACAGCUCGGAGGACGUCUCCGGACGGCCAGAAUUAGUGGAAGUCUCUGAGCCAAAUGUGAAAACCAAAGGAGAAGGAGCUGAAGAAGAACCAACUGAGCCUCAGGAAGAUAAAGAACAAUGGCUAUUCAGCUUAGUGUCUGAAGGCUCUGAAAUCCUUAACAUUGUUGUUCCACUUAAACUUGAUACUGUGGAUGAAGAGGAGAGCAAAGAAAUGGCGGACAACUUAUCUUAUCUGGAGUCGAGCCCUGUUCCUAAAGCAAACGAGGAGACCAAUGAUAAUGACAUAAUGAUCUUAACAGACUCUCCUACAGCUGCAGCAAGAGCUGAACAGAUGCAGCAUUCAUUUCUCAUGGGUCCACAUGGGAUGGAUCCACCAGGGGCUCCAGUGGCCAGACCUCCAGACAGAGGAGCUCCAGGACAAGUGGACUACUUUGAGGCGUUCAACCUGAUUGAUGCCCAGGCUCCGGGAAGUCCUGCUGUGGUCGCAGAGAGACAAGUGGAGCCCGAGGUCGAGGGUCUCGCCAACAGCCAGGAUUCUUCGCUAGUGCAGUCUAACAACAUCACCACAGAAAGGCCUGUGAAUCUCGACAGGUCAGACACAGUCAGUCUUGGGGAAAUCAACAUCGAGCUUCUAGAUGAGGUCUUCUACGGUGGUACAGAUGACUAUCACAAUGAAACUCUAAAGAGAGAGGUCAGAGGUGGAGAUGCCAGAUGUGCACCCUUGAGACUCCCGUCAAAAACAAGCGGUUCGACUUUAUAUGGAAGCCAAGAAGAAAUCCUGACACCGAUCUUUCUACCUGAAGGACCUACCAAAAUUAUUGACCCCAUUUUGCUAGAGGAGCCCAAAGCCAUGGCCUUCCUUUAUACCGACCUGUAUGAGGAAGCAAUCGGCAGUCGACAGAAAGAGGAGGAUACAGAAAGUAUGACCUCGGAGAAGUCCUUCCACAGUAGGCAUUCAGACAGGGAGGCCAGGGGAUAUUUAGAAAAAUAUGCCCUGAUAGAUGAGACUCCUGCGGUGGAGGUGGAACCAACCGAUAAAGAAGAAGGCCCAGAAGAAGGUCCUCGGACAUUGUGUCAAGAUUUGUAUGAUUUCGAUUUUCUGUCCAAGCCUGAAAAAGGUGAGGUGCCAAACUCAGAGGAAGAAAUAACCGAUUUCUUCAGAUCCAGUGCCAAUUCUUCGCCAUUCGAUAUGGAGCCCCUCUCUCGAUCAGUAGAGGAAGACGACACACAAUCAGCACCAAAGAGUAAAGCUAAGACAAAUAAAAAAGUCUCCAUAACAGUAGGACAAGUUACUGAAAUCCCAGCAGACCCACUUAGCAUCUCAAGCUUUGAGUUUCCGGCAGAGGAACCAGACUGGGGAACUACAGAUGAUCAUCCAACAACCUUGGAUGAGAAAGAUAUCAGUUGCAUUCCAGAUCAGAAACUGUGGAAACAAGAUUUGGAAGCGCAAAGGCCAGUUGCCCCUCCUAGGAAAAAGGCAACAACCUCUCCUAAGGCAAGUCUGGACCUGACACCUCUGACUCCAGUUGAUGCCAUUAUACAGGAAAAAGAAGAGACUUGUGGAAAGGAGCAGAGGGAGGAAGAGAAAGAGACAGCAUCACCUGAGGAGACUGCUGACGAAGGAGAUGGAGAUGGAGAGGAGACCCUGCUGUCCUCUUUUGAAGUUUCUAUGUCUGAAUAUGCACUGGGUGCAAAGGAAACUGAAAGUGUAAAAGAAAGCAGUGAAAUAACAAAUACAAAACCAGCGGCAGCCGAGGUGGAAGACGCCAAAGAAGUAGAGGAGGAAGAAAGUGAAACAGCUACAAAACAAAUUGAAUCAGAGGGGGUAAAUAUUACAUCACCAGAUUCGGCUAAAACAGAAGUUAAUCCUGAAAAACAAGAGGAUAUUUCAGCUGCGUUAUCAACUGAGCCAGCUAAAGACAAAGGACAUUGUAUAAUACUUUAAAGAAGCGACAGUAUUCAAUCAUAUUCAUGUCAAGUGUCUUGCUGAUGUGUCUUAAAAUCACAGUAGAAUGUACCUGCAUUGAACUGAGUCUUAAACCCUCCAAUAUGAUGGGUGUAAAAAUGUUGAUUUAAAUGUUUCUAGUUUUUAUAAUUUGCACCCUGCUGUUCUUCUUAUGCAUGAAUUCAACUGUAAAAAAAUGCAAUGCAAAAGUGGCACCUAUUUAGAGAUUAAUCGAAUAGUCGAUCAACAUGAAAAAUAAUCAGCAACCAUUUUAUCAAUUGUUGUAGUAAUUUUUCAAGCAAAAUAGUGAAAAAUGACAAAUAUUUGCAUCUCAGCCUCUCAAAAGCUAAGAUUGGAAGAUUUUUUUGGGACAUUUAUCUUGUAAACUGAAUAUUUUUUGAUGUCACCCUCAGCUGAGUGAAACAGUUUUUUGAUAUUCCAUAAAUGAAAAUAGUUGUUAGCUGCCGACCUACAUAGAUCAAAUAUCUUUACCUCUGUCUCUUCAGUAUUGCAGGGUGGUUAUAACGCAUGAAUCAUGGAGUGUUUGAAGGGAGAGGUAUGGGUUUUAGGUGUGAAUAAACAGGGGUAGAGUGCAUGUGUUUGCGCAAGGUUAGGGUGGAUCUUCAGCUAUAAAUAAGCCUCUCCUGUCGUGAACCUGACACCUCGUCUCAACCAGGAGGCUGUGUGCUGUGUACCUACUUGUAAACAGUCAAAAAAGUGUGUAAUACAUGCAGACGGGCCUAUUCAUAAUAGCAGUUUUUUUCUGAUACUUUGUUUAAUCCUUAAUGUUUCCAAAGACUACCAUGGCUGUAAUGUAUGCUAAAUUAAAAUUAUUCUAACUCUGUGUGCACCUGUUUCCACAUUAUCAAGAGACUGGAAAAAACAGAUUAUGACCUGCAAGAGAUGUUUUCCAUCUCAUCAAGAGGUGUGGACUUAAAGAUCAUUGUCAGACAUUUUAAUACAUUACUUUUAUUUCUACUCCAUCUUUGAAAGGUCCAAAAGCUAUUUUUCAAUCCAAAAGUUGAAUUGCUGGACACA
Messenger RNA from Paralichthys olivaceus (Japanese flounder), 3981 nucleotides. RefSeq names its product cardiomyopathy-associated protein 5. The record is from RefSeq and is a predicted model, not a curated record. Lineage: Eukaryota; Metazoa; Chordata; Actinopteri; Pleuronectiformes; Paralichthyidae. Gene Ontology annotation, cellular component: cytoplasm.